This is a messenger RNA of Mytilus trossulus (common blue mussel), 999 nucleotides long. RefSeq lists its product as uncharacterized. The coding region runs from base 10 to 999 and encodes 329 amino acids. The record is from RefSeq and is a predicted model, not a curated record. Lineage: Eukaryota; Metazoa; Mollusca; Bivalvia; Mytilida; Mytilidae. The transcript has 3 exons.
CUUUUACACAUGGCUCAAUUGAAAUGGAUUUUGGUUGCUUUAUUCCAUAUAAUUAAGCAGAAUGACAGUGCUUUCCCGUGCUUAAACAAUGUGGAUCGACGUUUCGAAUGUUGUCAUCCAUGUAACAAAAUGGACAACAAGAAUCGAUGUACGUCUUUAUGCCCAAAAGAUUUUUUCAUUAUAAAAAGGACCACAGAUUUAAAAUGUUCACAAAAAGGAUCCAUCAUAAUCUUUGAAGGAUUUGAAGAUUUUGAUAUGGAUGACAGAAUGCAACCAUUGUGUGUACGACAAUGUCCUGAGAGAUACCAAAACACUUCAAAAACAGAAUGCCAGUACUGUGAUGAAAGCUGUAAUGUGACUGUUGCCAUGGAACACUUUGAUAAAGUUAAUGGCAUUUCAAUCGGAUUAUCUUCCUUAGCAUUGGUAUUAUGUCUAGUGAUUACAUUCAUUAUCUUAUACUGUGCUUUCAAACGCAGACGGAUAAAAAGAAGACAGGCAAAUCCGAGGAAUAAUAACACUUUUGAUUUUGCUACAACCCGUGUGACUCAGGGAGAUGAAGAAAUAGGAAACAACGAAGCUUACGCACACCAUAAUAGUGUUACAAAUGAAACAUAUACUGCAAAGAUGGUGGUUUCAAAUACAAGUAAUACAUUAAAUAAAGAUUUUUCUACAGAAAAUGCUAAUGUGUCUUUAGAUGUACACGAGAACAAACAACUUAAAAAUAAAAGUUGUGAGAAAUUAUGUGUUGCUGAACUAACAUCAAAAUGUUAUGGAUUACAGCAUAGGAAGGAUUUCGUCAGCACUCGUGAAAACAUAACAGCGUUAGAAAUUGAAAAGAGCACUUUUGUUAAUUCAGAGAGAGUAGUCAUACACAAUAUAGAUACAUGUAAUUUUAUUGUGAAAGGAAACCCAACAAUUAACGUAGGACAUGUUAUUGGCUUGUCUGUUUCAGAUAAAAAUGAAACAAUAAUACAAUACAAUGAUGCAGGAAAUGUAUGA